GGGGAGCUGGCCCGGAGGGAACAGGGAACGGCUUGUGCUGUCACUGGCACCCCUUGGCAUCCGGGUCUGCAGUAGAGUCUGGCAGCUGCCUCAGGGCUAGCAACAACCAGUGGCUGCGUGUCCCGCUCAGGGACCGAGAAAAGCACGUGUCUGCAUUUAGAGAAGGCAAAAGAGAGAAUGUUCACCUGCCAGGCAUUUCACUUGCCCAUGAGUCUCUGAGAGUGUAGUGUUCAUCUGUACCUCUUCUCACAAGGAUUUUUCUCAUCUGCGACCCGCUCAAGACAUGGAGAUCAAAAACUCACCGUCAAGCCUCGCUUCCCCUCCUUCCUAUAACUGUAGCCAGUCCAUCCUACCCCUGGAGCACGGCCCCAUCUAUAUCCCUUCCUCCUACGUAGAGAGCCGCCAUGAGUACUCAGCUAUGACAUUCUAUAGUCCUGCCAUGAUGAACUACAGUGUCCCCGGCAGCACCAGUAACCUGGAAGGUGGGCCUGUUCGACAGACUGCGAGCCCAAAUGUGCUGUGGCCAACUUCUGGACACCUCUCUCCUUUAGCCGCCCAUUGCCAAUCAUCACUUCUGUAUGCAGAACCUCAGAAGAGUCCUUGGUGUGAAACAAGGUCACUAGAACACACCUUACCUGUAAACAGAGAGACACUGCAGAGGAGGCUCAGUGGGAACAGCGGUGCCAGCCCUGUUAGGAGUCCAAACGCAAAGAGGGACGCUCACUUCUGCGCCGUCUGCAGCGAUUACGCAUCUGGGUAUCAUUACGGCGUCUGGUCGUGUGAAGGAUGUAAGGCCUUUUUUAAAAGAAGCAUUCAAGGACAUAAUGAUUAUAUCUGUCCAGCCACGAAUCAGUGUACCAUAGACAAGAACCGACGUAAGAGCUGCCAGGCUUGCCGGCUUCGCAAGUGUUACGAAGUAGGAAUGGUCAAGUGUGGAUCCAGGAGAGAAAGGUGUGGGUACCGUAUAGUACGGAGACAGAGGAGUUCCAGCGAGCAGGUGCACUGCCUGAGCAAAACCAAGAGACACAGUGGGCAUGUACCCCGGGUGAAGGAGCUGCUGCUGAGCGCCCUGAGUCCGGAGCAGCUGGUGCUCACCCUGCUGGAAGCUGAGCCGCCCCAUGUGCUAGUGAGCCGUCCCAGCAUGCCCUUCACCGAGGCCUCCAUGAUGAUGUCCCUCACUAAGCUGGCUGACAAGGAACUGGUGCACAUGAUUGGCUGGGCUAAGAAAAUUCCUGGCUUUGUGGAGCUCAGCCUGUUGGACCAAGUCCGGCUCUUGGAGAGCUGCUGGAUGGAGGUGCUGAUGGUGGGGCUGAUGUGGCGCUCGAUCGACCACCCCGGCAAGCUCAUCUUUGCUCCAGACCUCGUUCUGGACAGGGAUGAGGGGAAGUGCGUAGAAGGGAUUCUGGAGAUCUUUGACAUGCUCCUGGCAACGACGGCAAGGUUCCGCGAGUUAAAACUCCAGCACAAAGAGUACCUCUGUGUGAAGGCCAUGAUCCUCCUCAACUCCAGUAUGUACCCCUUGGCGACAGCAAGCCAGGAGGCAGAAAGUAGCCAGAAGCUGACACACCUUUUGAAUGCUGUGACAGAUGCCCUGGUCUGGGUGAUUGGAAAGAGUGGUAUCUCCUCCCAACAGCAGUCAGUCCGCCUGGCCAACCUUCUGAUGCUUCUUUCUCAUGUCAGACACAUCAGUAACAAGGGCAUGGAACAUCUGCUCAGCAUGAAGUGCAAAAAUGUGGUCCCAGUGUAUGACCUGCUGCUGGAGAUGCUGAACGCUCACACACUUCGUGGGUACAAGUCGUCAAUCUCCGGGUCUGAGUGCAGCUCAACAGAGGACAGUAAGAGCAAAGAGGGCUCCCAGAACCUACAGUCACAGUGAUGGCUAGGCCUGAGGUGGACAGGCUACAGAGAUGGUCAAAAGUGGAACAUGUACCCUAGCAUCUGGGGCUUCAUCUUAGGGCUGCCUUGGUCACGUACCCCUUACCCACACUGUACUUCCCAGGAGUCAGGGUGGUUGGGUUGUAGUGCUCUGGACAGUGGGGUAUAUUGGUGGUGACUGAAUGGUUUCU
Molecule: messenger RNA, 2066 nt
Organism: Grammomys surdaster
Lineage: Eukaryota; Metazoa; Chordata; Mammalia; Rodentia; Muridae
Gene: Esr2
Product: estrogen receptor 2
Exons: 9
Coding region: 284-1876 (530 amino acids)
Biological process (GO): estrogen receptor signaling pathway; regulation of DNA-templated transcription; cellular response to estradiol stimulus
Cellular component (GO): nucleus
Molecular function (GO): sequence-specific DNA binding; nuclear estrogen receptor activity; zinc ion binding
Source: RefSeq, a predicted model, not a curated record